UUUGUCUUGUUUAUUCCGUUAAAAAUAAUACUUUAAAUAGGAAGUUAAUGUUUUAAUACAAAACACACAAUCCUUUUUUAAAAUGGACUUGAAAACAUUUGCUGAAGAAGAUUUUGAUCCGAAGAAGUGGAUUAACAAGGCUUGGAGUGCUAGUGGUAACCAGGAGAAAGAGAUAUUUGUUGCAAACUCUGUAACCAGGCUUCAAUUGUACAUGAAACAGCUAACUAAUUCUCUGGAUGAGACUACCACACAGAUAGUGACUUCAAUACCUCGCAUACUUCAAGAUGCGUCAGCUCUCCAAAUGGAAGGUGCUCUUCUUCAGCAGAAGCUCUUGAACUUGGAGAGCAAAGUCCAGGGUGUUGAGGAGCAGACUGGACACUCCAUUGAGAGUCUACAGCGGAUUGACCAGCUUAAGAGCCGGUUGGAGAAUGCAGCAUCAGCGUUACGCGAAGCAGACAAAUGGGCAGCAUUGGCAGUUUCCCUGGAAGACAUUUUGGAAGCUGGUGUACCCACACAGACCGACAAGUUGCACGAGCUGGCUGAGCAGGUAGCUGCCAUGACAGGGAGCCUGGAGGUUCUUGGUGACGCGCCAGACUACGAGAACAAGAAACUUCAACUAGAGACGCUAUAUAACAGGCUAGAAGCGGCAGUCAGUCCGCCUUUGAUUGAAGCUCUCACUCAAAUGGACCCGGACAAAACAGCUACUUAUGUAGCGCUAUUCAGCGGUAUGUCCCGUAGCGUGUCUGUGCUUCGCUGCUGGCGACGGGCUGCUGCAGCUCGGCUGGCCGCCGCCUGGAGGAGACUAGAUCAUCACUCUAUAUACGCCUUGACUAGGUUGUUAACUGCCGAUGCUAAUAAACAGGUUGAAUGGUUAACUGAUGUGCUGAAGUCGGAGACUCCUGUUUCAGAAUUGAUCAAACUAUACACCGAUUUAUUGGUCUCCUUGGAACCUUCGCCUAGUAAGGUAGUGUCGGCAAAUCUGAAGCUAUCUUCUUCUCCUGAUGAAGGCCUAGUACUUUUGACAGAUCUAAAAAGAGAUAUAGACGAAUUCGUGGCCUGUAUCAAGAGUAUUAUGGAUGCGCCUAGGCAGAAUAAAGAAACAAUACAAUCAUCAACCCUAAAAGAACUGGGCAAAGCUGCGUAUGCGCCUUUAAGAGAGCUACUACCGCGGUACACUGAACUACAAAGUCAGCUGUUUUUGGCGAACUUGAACGAUCCUAUGUUAAAACAGGACGAUCUUCUAGAACAAUCCAGGGCACUUCUAUCAGUAGCCGAACGAUGCGACUCCUGGAUGGACGCUGCGUACAAUAAAGCAAAGAACAUAGCUGGUACAGCCAUUUACCCUUACUACGCGCCAGCUGUUGAGGUAAGUCUUUCGAUUUCAUAACGUCCUGGUACUUUUCGUCAAUGUAUACGUGCACGAAAAGACGUUUAAACCAGUUUCCAAUCGCCUUUCA
Messenger RNA from Hyposmocoma kahamanoa, 1457 nucleotides. RefSeq names its product conserved oligomeric Golgi complex subunit 7-like (gene Cog7). The record is from RefSeq and is a predicted model, not a curated record. Gene Ontology annotation, cellular component: COG complex. The transcript is spliced from 11 exons. NCBI's taxonomy places the organism in Eukaryota, Metazoa, Arthropoda, Insecta, Lepidoptera, Cosmopterigidae. The coding region runs from base 83 to 1387 and encodes 434 amino acids. Gene Ontology annotation, biological process: retrograde vesicle-mediated transport, Golgi to endoplasmic reticulum; intracellular protein transport; Golgi organization.